Molecule: messenger RNA, 450 nt
Organism: Verticillium alfalfae VaMs.102
Lineage: Eukaryota; Fungi; Ascomycota; Sordariomycetes; Glomerellales; Plectosphaerellaceae
Exons: 2
Coding region: 1-450 (149 amino acids)
Cellular component (GO): cytoplasm
Molecular function (GO): protein phosphatase inhibitor activity
Source: RefSeq, a predicted model, not a curated record
AUGUCCCUCACCCCCGAGGAGCAGCGCCUCUUCCGCCUCUACGGCAAGCUCCCCUCCCGGUCCGACCACUUCGCCAAGCACCUCAAGGACCGCAAGUACUUCGACUCGGGCGACUACGCCAUGUCCAAGGCCGGCAAGGGCGACGGCGUCGACGCCGGCGCCGUCGGGCUCCCAGCAACCCCGUCCCCCGAGAACAUCCCCCACCUGUCGAGCCCCGUCAACGGCUCCGGCGCCCCCUCGGGCGUCGGCGGUGCCAACGCCGGCGCCCAGAAGCACCACGGCAGCAUCGCCGCCGGUGUCUCGGCCGGCAGCCCCGUCAAGGAGUCGAGCUUCCUCAACCGCGAGACGAGCGCUGAGGGCGCCGAUGAGGGUGCCGCCGGCGGCCUGCCCGAGCCCCAGGGUACUCCUUCGCCAGCGUCCAAGACGGAGGGCAUUCCCAUUCGCAGAUAG